Penicillium soppii is the source of this 1275-nucleotide messenger RNA. RefSeq names its product cytochrome P450. Bases 1 to 1275 code for a protein of 424 amino acids. NCBI's taxonomy places the organism in Eukaryota, Fungi, Ascomycota, Eurotiomycetes, Eurotiales, Aspergillaceae. The record is from RefSeq and is a predicted model, not a curated record. The transcript is spliced from 6 exons. Gene Ontology annotation, molecular function: monooxygenase activity; iron ion binding; heme binding.
AUGACCUUUGCGUCCGAAAUGCAAGUUUCAAAUAUCAAACCGAAACCGUACACCGAUCGAUUCAAAGCAUAUCGAAAGCUUCUGAAGCCAUAUUUUGGUUCAGAGAGGAUCGUUCGCCAGUAUACCCCGCUACAGGAGGUGGAAGUGCGUCGCUUCUUGUGGCGUGUUCUAAAAGACCAAAAAGGCCUCACGCAGCACAUCCAGACUGAGGCAGGAGCGGUUAUCCUCAGGAUAGCAUAUGGCUAUAGAGUUGAGCCACAUAGGCAGGAUCUGUUGGUGAAUCUUGCAAAUGUGUCCCUAGAGCAAUUCUCAGUUGCUUCGACACCUGGUACUUGGCUGGUAGAUAUAAUACCUGCAUUAAAAUACGUCCCGGCCUGGUUUCCGGGAGCUGGUUUCAAGCGAAACGCGCUGCAGUGGAGAAAAAACCUUGAGGACGUUGCGAAACUUCCAUACGCCCUUGUUCAGCAGCGGAUAGAAGAUGGCAAGUACGAGCCAUCUUUCCUCUCUGACCUCUUCAAAUCAAACGGCAUUCCAUCUUCUGGAUCGGAGGAGGAGCUAGUUGCUAGAUGGACAACUGCAUCGCUUUACGUCGCGGGUGCCGACACUACUGUGUCUUCAGUUGGAACAUUCUUCCUCGCAAUGGCAUUGAACCCGGAAGUUCAAAUUAAGGCGCAAAAAGAAAUUGACCGGGUGAUCGGACUUGGCCGACUCCCCACGGUAGAAGACCGCAAGCGUCUACCUUACAUCAAUGCGGUGGUACAGGAAGUUUUGCGUUGGCACCCUGUAGUGCCGAUGGGGGUCCCGCAUAUGUCGACAGUCGAUGACAUGUACGAUGGAUACUUUAUCCCCAAAGGAUCUCUUCUCAUGCCGAAUAUUUGGGGCAUGAUGCAUGAUCCCUCAUUGUAUCACGAUCCUAUGGCCUUCAAGCCAGAACGUUUCUUGGAGGCCGAUGGCCAAAGCCCUGAAUUAGAUCCGCAAAGCUUAGUAUUUGGGUUUGGGCGUCGCAUCUGUCCUGGCCGAAUUUUGGCAGAUAGUACAGUAUGGCUGAGCGUUGCAAAGUCUCUUGCAGUGUUUCAAAUCAGCAAACCUGUGGAGAACGGCGUGGAUGUGGAUGUUAAAGCGGAGUUCCAGCCUGGGGUUAUCAGUCACCCAGCUCCGUGCCAGUUGCAGGUCACGCCACGGAGUGAUGCGCAUGAGAAGUUGAUACUUUUGGUGGAGGAGGAGCACCCUUGGGAGCAGGGUGAUGGAUCCGAGCUUCAUAAAAUCCGAUCUUGA